This is a messenger RNA of Urocitellus parryii (Arctic ground squirrel), 1824 nucleotides long. NCBI's taxonomy places the organism in Eukaryota, Metazoa, Chordata, Mammalia, Rodentia, Sciuridae. The record is from RefSeq and is a predicted model, not a curated record.
AUGGAUUGUUCCAAGAAGAUGGAGGUCAUCAAUGUCAUCGCCUUACCCAUGAUACCAGUGGAUGAGAAGCUGGUGGUUUCGCUCAGUGCGCAGAGUGCAAGGGCGAAGGCUGGGAGGAAGGACAUUCAGGAGCACCGCCCCUCCUGCCUAAUUGGCUCCAUGCUCCAGGUGCAUCAGAAGAUUGGGAAUAUGGACCUAGAGCACAGCCCGAUGACUGACAGUCUGGCAAUUGAGAAAUUUGAAUUGGAGAAGAAGGCUUUAAGAGAGAAAAGCCACAGUCACGUCAGCGCAGGAGACAGAGUCAAGAAACAGCAAAGAACACCGUAUAUAUGCCAAGGCUCUGAAUUCAAGAGUGCCAAGUCUUCCUUUGUGAAAAAGAAAACAGCAGAAAAGAAUCUUCUGGCCGAGCUAUACCAGCCUCCCAAAUUUAACGACUCUGGGCCCAACAAGCUUCCCAAUGGAGUGGACUUCUGCGACAUGGUGGGCAACGUGAUUCGGGCAGAGAAAAACACCUUGAGUGGCAAGUCUUUCUGUUCAGAGAGUGAAUUAGAGAAGUUUCUCUCUUCUCCUUCUCCCAGAACCUUGUGGCUGGAUAGCUUUUGGUGGAUGUUUCAUGAAAGGUACCAGCCAAACAAGGAGGUCCAGAACAGGCUUCUCGACAGGAUAGCCCGGCACUAUGCCUUCCUCUUGUUUCAUCAACCCAGAUCACAUUUCGUGGAGGCACUCUUGAAAAGGUUGCCGUCACUUUUGAGCAAAGCCCUGUACACCAGCUUCUGCUGCUGCUUCCCACAGUCCUGGUUCAACACCCACGAAUUCAAGUCGGACAUCUGCGACACCAUCAACCUGUGGAUGACAGGGACAUAUCCACGCCCCCAGGGCUAUAAGAGCUGGGACUACUCGGAACUGGAUCCAGAGAGAUUCCGGAGAGAAGAAUUAAUUUUACAGAGAAAACGACUGGCAAAGGGAAGAUAUUUCUCUUUCUUCACUCCUAAGAAGAYGUUCCAGGGCAGGAGAUCCCACCGCCCUCAGUCUUCUAUCAUACCUUCGACCAACGACAGAGUCUCCAUGGCCAGGCUGAAUUCAGGAGGGACCCUGCGAGCCCAGAGUGCUACGAGAGAGCAUCGUCCCACCCUGGUCUUGAGGAAAGCCACACCACUGGUCAAGAGGAUAUCAGAAGCAAGAGAAAGUGCAAAUCUGCUCACUAAAGAGUCUCACCCUGCCUGCAGAAAGCCCGAGCCAUCAGCAAACCUCUUCAACGUCUACGGGAAGAGCCCCCUGAUCGUCUACUUCAUCCACCGCUACCUCACCCUGCCGCAGGCCGGCCAGGACGUGUUGGUAGUGAGGAGGGAAAAUACCACGGUCAUCCCUGAGUCCACCCCGACGUACGCCGAUGUCAUCAACUUGACUCUGAAAAACAUGAAGACGCGAAAGGAAAAACUCAGCAAGCUGAUUGCGUUUCACACGAAGGAAUGGGAUUCUUUCGAUAGUUACCUAAAUGAACUGCAGGACAACUUCUUGAGGGAGGUGACAAACAUCGAUAAAAAAGAAGCAGAGAAGAAAAAGGCCUCCGCCUUCCUCCCACCUGCGCCCGGCUGCCGCCCCCAGGAGCCGCGGAGGAGACUCAGGAGCGUUCUCAAGGAAGACGAGUUUCUUUUAAGGAGGGAAAGAGAAGAGAAGCUGAAGUUUAACCACUCUCCUCUCUUAUUUCCAAGUCCGGAGGACCCGUAUCCCCUGGAAGUAGGAAAUCCCUACAGUGCCCAAGAUAUUUCUGCUAACAGCCGCAGCCUGGUGCGGACACCUGGUGUGGAGGUSGACCUCUCCUGA